AUGCUGGAGGCCUUCGGGGACGCCACUGACACCAUGGGUAUCCCGCUUUUGGACCGCGCUAAGAUCCAGGAAAUCUGGAAAACUCAGAGGCGCCACCUCCACUGCAUCCAGGACCCACCCGGCGUGCACCUGUACAUGCAGACCGGGCAGCUGGUCAAAGGGGGGAUCACGCUGCCGGUGUUCAGGUGUGGGCGAGGUUCAACUUCGUUGGAGUCGUUCCACCUGCAUCUGGACCGCUUCAUACCUGGCACUUCAGCCAGCGCGGCCCACUUUCAGGCCUAUCUGCUGGAAGGCCUGGUGCGGUGGAACGAGGACCGUGCGGCACAAGCAGUGGAGGAAGCAGACCGUGAUAUGGUCUGCUACAGUGGCCAACUCCAGCACUCCGUCAACGAGCUGAGCGACAUUGUAUAUCAUAUGAAGCUGGUUGACGAUUACACCCGGCCUGCGAAGUACACUGGUGAGCUCAUAGGUAUCCAGUACCUAUUUUCGCAGACCGGUCGAGUGCUGGAGGAAGUGAUGGGCAGGGAUCCCGAUGCUCCGGAUGGGACUGAUACAGACGACGAUGAUGACAGUGUCGACGAGGGCUUCCAAGAGGACGAGGGGCCGGUACAGGAACCUCUGGACAACACCCUCUUCGGCCUUGAGGAGGACUUCGCCCGACAACCGUUGUCGUCUGACAAGUCCCAGUCGCGCCCUGCCAUCGGCGCCUCAAAGUCUGGGCCAGCCGACCAGGACACCUCCCCUGGAGACGAGGCCACUCAAAGCGUUUCCCAUGAACUGGUAAGUCUCUCCCGACGAGUUGUGCUAUACCUGUGGAAUAUCUGAGGAGUGCACCCCUUUCUCACUUUCGCUCUCUUCCCCCAACAGAAUAGCCUUGGACCUGACACUGACCCAGGUUACCAGCACGUGGUCAACCUGGCCUCCAGUCUCGUGAAGCUGCGUCACCAUGCCUACGUGACGCAGCAGCAAGUGGCGGAGAUCGUCACCCUCUGGGAACGAUUGCCGGAGGGUGACAAGGCCCCAGUUCGCUUUCCGCCACGCCACCAGGAAAGACUGGUGCAGGGGAGGUUCCGACGCAAGCACUCGCAGACCAGUGUCACACCGGGAGUGGAGAGCUUGCAACGGUAGGUGAUCAACCUCUUUGGUGUCGCCUCUUUCCUUUUGAUGGGAUAUCGAUGGCAUGGUUGGCUGACUGACUGACUGACUCUCACUCUCUGUCUGUGCGUCUCUCUCUCUCCUUCCCUCCCACCCCCCGAAUUGUGUAGGUGUAUGGUCGGCCAAGGAGGCCAAGCCGCACAGAUGCCAAACAUCAGCCGCCUUGUGGAGCCCGUUUGUGUACAGCUGUCCAGGAUUCACCCCGAAGGAACCACCAUCAGCGGCAUGAGGGUGAACCGCUGGGCAGCUGUGAUGCGGGAUUACAUCUGCAUCCAGGAAAAUAUCCUCACAAAUCCGGUACUCGUGGCCCAGACA
This is a messenger RNA of Erpetoichthys calabaricus (reedfish), 1470 nucleotides long. RefSeq lists its product as uncharacterized. The coding region runs from base 1 to 825 and encodes 274 amino acids. The transcript is spliced from 3 exons. The record is from RefSeq and is a predicted model, not a curated record. NCBI's taxonomy places the organism in Eukaryota, Metazoa, Chordata, Cladistia, Polypteriformes, Polypteridae.